CGAAGUCCCACUUGACUCGCGUAAACUGGGCCCUAGUGGAAAUGCGGUGUUCACCAAUGCAUUCCCAUUCUGGAGACACGCGCCAUCCCGGAGUUACAGUCGAAGUCGCGCGGAAAAGUGAGCCUCCGUGAACGUUGAGCAACAGAGCAUCGUAUCACCUUUCUAGAAACUCUCUACAGAGAUCUCAACCCUGAAGAAGAGAUCACCUGCCAACGUAUGUGAUGUGAUCAGGAUGGAAAGUUACCAGCAACAUAAACAAAUGACCCUCCUGGCUGCCAUUGUCCAGUCUCUUGCAAUCAAACAAAAAGUUGGACUUUUUUGCUGUCACAAACACUACUGUGUAUUUCCUGCAGUUCAAUUCCACGGAAACAACAUAAGUGAAGUAUACAAUACAGUGGUUUGGGGUGUUGUCUGCUGUACAUCCACAACAAGGACAGUGCCUGGCAAUACUUCAGCAAAAAUAAAAAAAUGUAGCACAAAAGAUGCUGAAAUCUUUAUGGGAGAAGUUAACACACGUUUGACUAAUAGAAAAUCUCAAAGCUCUCAGGAUUGGAAGGACAUUGGGGAACUGGAAAAGGUGUUAGAGUCGACAAAUGUGACAAGCACUACAUCCAUUUCUUCUGGUCAUUUAGUUGCACUUCUACACCAAGCCAAAUCCCCCACACGCCUUACAAUCUAUGCCAAUAAUAGUGAGGUAUACUUUGAGACUGUCCCCAACACAAAAGUGCUUGUUCAUCUACCAAAAGAUUUGGGUGCUGGACCAAACAACACAAUUGUGUUCUGCAUGAUCACCUGGCCUGAAACAAAUGGGACCGUAUUAGGAGCCCAAGGUUUGUUAUAUGAGAACAUAUUGGUCGGCCUGAGUGUGAGUGGCAAGAAUGUCUCAGGACUACAGGAACGUGUGAACAUCACUAUGAAUGUGACUACACCUAUAAAUGAGACGCAUGAACCCAGAUGUGUGUUCCUCAAUUUUUCCACCCAGAACUAUGGUAGUGAAGGCUGCCAAACCCUGUGGGAACGUAAUCAGACCUACAUCACCUGUUCCUGUGACCACCUCACAUACUUUGGCGUGCUCAUGGUGAAUUCUUCUCCUUCACCAAGUGACCAGAAGAUUCUGUCAUACAUCACUCUGAUUGGUUGCAGUCUUUCUCUCUUUGGCUUGAGCAUCACGGUUCUGCUUUUCAUCACACACAAGAAAUUCAGAGCCGAUGUUUCCAUGAAGGUUCACAUCAGCCUUGUGUUCGCGCUGAUUCUCCUCAACGUCCACUUUCUCCCCAGUGAGAUGGUGGCAGCACUCUCCUCCAAUAGUCUCUGCGUUUACAUGGCUCUUGCUCUUCACUACUCUCUUCUGGCCACCUUCAGCUGGAUGGCCUUAGAGGGGUUCCACCUUUACCUUCUCUUAGUGAGAGUAUUCAAUAUCUACAUCCGGAGAUACCUGCUCAAACUCAGUGUGGUGGGAUGGGGUGUUCCUGCUGUCAUUGUGUCCCUGGUGGUCAUAAUAGACCGAACAGCGUAUGGUUAUACCCCUGUGGACUCACGUAACCCAAAUGGCACCGCAAUAUGCUAUGUAACCAAUACCACAAUGAUGAUGGUGACUACAAUGGGAAUGAUUGGAUUGGUGUUCAUCUUUAAUGUGAUCAUGUUGGGGGUGACAGUUCGACGUUUCAUAAGUCUGCGACAAGGCCAAGAGACAAACUGUUCCAGAGUUAAACAAGACAUCUUUUCUCUGCUGGGAAUCGCCACUCUGCUCGGCAUCACAUGGGGUGUGGGCUUCUUCUCAAUAACCACUGCUGGUCAAUAUGUCUUCUGCAUCUUGAACUCUCUGCAAGGUUUCUUUAUCUUCCUGUGGUUUGUGAUGUCUUUAAGAAAGAUGCAAAAAUCAGCUGCUGAAGUGAGCAAUGCAACACAAAGUACCACUGAGCCUAAGAACUGAAAGUAAAUCGUCAAGAGGAUUAAUGGGAUUAUUACUAAAAAUCGAACUGUUGCUUUUGUUUUGUCUUUAUUCUUACUGUACAUACCUUCUAAUGUUAUAAACAGUAUGCUAAUUGCUUAAAUGUUUAACCAAUCUGAUAUUACUGUACUUGCAAAACAUUUACAUAAUUAUAUUGUUGUCUUUUUAAAAAAAAUUAAUGCCAGAAUAUUACAUCAAAUUAAUCUUUAUGGUUGAAUUUCAUCCAAGCAUCCGAAUAAAUUAUGUCCAGCCAUCUCAA
Molecule: messenger RNA, 2210 nt
Organism: Betta splendens (Siamese fighting fish)
Lineage: Eukaryota; Metazoa; Chordata; Actinopteri; Anabantiformes; Osphronemidae
Product: adhesion G-protein coupled receptor G2-like
Exons: 17
Coding region: 233-1933 (566 amino acids)
Biological process (GO): cell surface receptor signaling pathway; adenylate cyclase-activating G protein-coupled receptor signaling pathway
Cellular component (GO): membrane
Molecular function (GO): G protein-coupled receptor activity
Source: RefSeq, a predicted model, not a curated record